UGCACUAAAUGACUUGCCUACUGCCAAUACACGACGAAGAAGAAAGCGUAGUAGUAGAAGAAGAAGAAGAAGAAGAAGACGAGAAAACUAGAGAAAGGAAAGGUAGAAAGAAGGACAAAAAGACGAAUGGCCAACAGAACAGUAAAAGAUGCAACCAGCAUCCACGGUACUAAUCCACAAUAUUUAGUGGAGAAGAUUAUCAGGACCAGAAUCUAUGAGUCGAAGUACUGGAAAGAAGAAUGCUUCGGUCUGACAGCUGAGCUGGUUGUGGAUAAAGCCAUGGAACUGAGAUAUGUUGGUGGAGUGUUUGGUGGAAACAUCAAGCCCACUCCCUUCAUCUGUCUUUUGCUGAAGCUGCUGCAGAUCCAACCCGAGAAAGACAUUAUUGUGGAGUUCAUCAAAAACGAAGAUUUUAAAUAUGUUCGUUUACUUGGAGCCAUGUACAUGCGGUUAACGGGCACGGCAGUGGAUUGUUACAAAUACCUGGAGCCCUUGUACAAUGAUUACCGAAAAAUCAAGACGCAAAACAGAAACGGGGAGUUUGAGUUAAUGCACGUGGAUGAGUUCAUCAACCAGCUUCUUCACGAAGAGCGAGCGUGUGACAUCAUCCUGCCCCGGCUUCAGAAAAGACAAGUCCUUGAGGAGGCCGAGUUGUUAGACCAACGCAUCAGUGCUCUUGAAGAAGACCUCGAUGAAAUGGAGAGCAGUGAGGAAGAGGACGAAGAAGAGAGGCCAGAGAGAGUUCUCACUCCUGAACCUCACAGACGUGGUUACCGUGAGGACAGAAUUCGCCGUUCCCAGUCGCCUCGUCAUAAACGGAGCCGCUCACCGAGACGGAGGAGCCGAUCUCCAAAGAGACGAAGCGUUUCUCCUAGAAGAGAGCGCCAUCGCAGUAAAAGCCCCCGUCGCCACCGCAGUCGGUCUCGAGAACGACGUCAUCGAUCUCCAGGUCACCACAGAAGCCACAGACAUCGCAGCCACUCAAAGUCCCCAGAGAGGAGUUCCAAAAAGAGUCACAAGAAGAGUCGAAGAGGAAAGGAGUAGUUUAUUUGAAUUUUUUUAUUAUUAUUUUUUUAAACCUACUAACCGGUGACUGAAUUUCAAUUGAGAGUUCUUGGAAUUGGACUGUCUGUGUGAUGUAUCUUAAUGUGCCAGAUUACAAACUGUCUUGUUGAUACUUGAGCUCAUACUGUAUCAUUUUCUCACGAUUAAAGUCACUGAUUGUUACUUUUGAA
Messenger RNA from Entelurus aequoreus (snake pipefish), 1235 nucleotides. It is a transcript of the gene prpf38a, whose product is annotated as pre-mRNA processing factor 38A. NCBI's taxonomy places the organism in Eukaryota, Metazoa, Chordata, Actinopteri, Syngnathiformes, Syngnathidae. Gene Ontology annotation, cellular component: precatalytic spliceosome. Bases 127 to 1044 code for a protein of 305 amino acids. The transcript is spliced from 10 exons. The record is from RefSeq and is a predicted model, not a curated record.